AUGCCGCGACUCACCAAGGACUUGCAGCGAGUGCACAUAAUCGCAGGGGUCGACCCGGACCCGUCGGCGAUCUCGUGCGUCAUGUACGCGAAAGUGCUCACGAUGCAGCUGGACAUGAUGUACUUCGAUGACUACUCCCUCGGAGACGUCGUCAUCUGCGACCUGAACGGCGUGACCGUCGGCCACCUCCUCAGGAUCGACAUCAACGUCGUCCGCGCUCUCGAAUUCUGCUACAAGAUCCAUCUCCAUCUGCCAGGAUCCAACACGCUGUUUGACCACGUGCAACGGGGAGACGUCCCGGACGAGCUGGGAGGAACAGCCGGCCCUAUUGAUAUGUUUGCCUAUGAGUUUAUCAGGAGAGCAGAGACGCUGCGAGACUGGUUCCUGGAGCAGGACAAGUACACCUCGGAUGAGAGCAAGAGACCCGCAGACAACCAUUAUGCUGACAGCAUCUUCGGCGUUGCGGGCUCGUUUCGAAAACUUACUGUAGACUGACGCCACGUACAUUUGCUAGAGACUGCACAUUAUGUUACACUGAGUGGAGUAUCAAACUGUUAGGUUUCCAAUUUGAGUAUUUGCAAUGAU
Messenger RNA from Schistocerca americana (American grasshopper), 585 nucleotides. RefSeq lists its product as uncharacterized. The coding region runs from base 1 to 495 and encodes 164 amino acids. Gene Ontology annotation, cellular component: membrane. The transcript has 3 exons. Lineage: Eukaryota; Metazoa; Arthropoda; Insecta; Orthoptera; Acrididae. Gene Ontology annotation, molecular function: phosphatidylinositol bisphosphate binding. The record is from RefSeq and is a predicted model, not a curated record.